Anneissia japonica is the source of this 2133-nucleotide messenger RNA. RefSeq lists its product as uncharacterized. Bases 256 to 1467 code for a protein of 403 amino acids. Gene Ontology annotation, cellular component: nucleus. The record is from RefSeq and is a predicted model, not a curated record. Gene Ontology annotation, biological process: cell differentiation; regulation of transcription by RNA polymerase II. The transcript has 6 exons. Lineage: Eukaryota; Metazoa; Echinodermata; Crinoidea; Comatulida; Comatulidae. Gene Ontology annotation, molecular function: DNA-binding transcription factor activity, RNA polymerase II-specific; transcription cis-regulatory region binding.
AUUGGUUGGUCUCGCUCAAAUCGACAUUGCAUAUCAACUAAGAAACUUCCUGGUUUGGACUAGUUGCCCGACUUGCACCUUGCUCCGACACCUGUAGAAAUAGGCUUAGUUUUGCCGUUCCCGUCUCCUAGAUACAUGUAAAACAGGCCUAGUCGGACUGCUGUCCAUCAGACGUACAUAGUAAAAGAAGAGGCAAUUUUAUCGCAUAAGUAACCUGUGCACUUUUUCUCUAACUUGUCAUAUCGAAGAGGACAGAUGGCACAAAUUGAUAUUUCUUCUCCUGACGGAAUGAACAAUCUUGGCAGUAUGAUUGAACAGGAUUGGCAGAUGAUUCAUUCAUAUGACAUCAGAUCGCAAGUGUGCGCCAAACUCAACAUAAAGUUUAUAGAUGCCGAGUCGUGGGAUAUUGAUGACGUUCAAAAAUGGAUACGAUGGGUGUCGACUGCUUGUUUAAACAUGGAGGAAUGGGAUGUCCAACCAGUGCGAAUGGACGGCAGGAGCCUAUGUAGUUGCACAGAAAACGAUUUUCGAGAAAUGUUGCAAGUUCCACCGUCAGUUGGAGUUAUGUUUCAUCAAAUCUUUCAAGCAUGGUAUCGAGAUGAUGUUCAAACUAUCAAAGCUUGUGAGGAAGGGGUAUACCGGAACAACAUGAUAUAUAAAGAACCAGUGCAUUAUCAACAAAUGGAAGUAUAUCAUCCAGAAAUCGAACAUCAAGAAAACAUACACUCUCAAAUUGUUAGCGACAUAACAGUAGCACCUAACGGAUGCCAAUUCACUUCACCCCCGGCUCACUACGAUCGGGCUCAGUACGACCGAGCCCAGGCUCGGUACGACCGAGCCCAGGCUCGGUACGACCGAGUCCAGGCUCAGUACGACCGGGCCCAGGCUCCGUACGACCAAGCCCAGACUCCUCCCUACGAUCGAGCCCAGGCUCCGUACGACCGUCCUCAGGACUUUGGGCGCCCACUUCCAAUGUGUCCGAUUUACCCAAUGGCUGCAACAUAUCCAGGCAGUAUGGGUAGAUGCCAGAUGAUGCCGUGUGAUACUGACAUGGUAUCUAAUGAUCUCGAUACACAGCCGAAGAAAAAACGAGGCCCAGGGAGACCAAAAAUAAGCAGGCCACCCAAAACAAAAAAAUUACAAUUGUUUGAGUUUCUGUUGGAUUACCUUGAGGAUCCAUGCUCACCUCACCUGGAAUGGAUCGAUAAAUCAUCUGGGCUGUUUCGAUUCCAAUCCGCACACAAAGAAGAUUUCGCCAAUAAAUGGGGUGACUACAAAGGCAACCGGAAUAUGACGUAUCAGAACUUAGCACGAGCCCUGCGUAAUUAUUGCCAUAGCAACACCAAAAUUAUGGUAAAUGAAAAGAAGAAGCUACACUAUCGUUUCAAUAUUGAUGCAAUUAUGGAGCAUCCGACUAGGUUUAAGAUUGUAUUUGGCUCAUAUGUAAAACACACGAGGGAAAGUUAAAAGCUGUGAUCAAUGAAAAUUUAGAGGUGGUGGGGGCGAAAGUUAUAGGUGGGUGGGGGUGGGGUGGGGUUAGUGAGGCCUGUAUGUCAGUUUGGUUUGUGCUGCUGUCACCAAUGGCACGGCACGGUAUGGUAAGUGCAAAACUUACCUCAUCUAUGCCUAGUGUCACCUUUUUUCUUUGUAUUUUUAUGAGUUUAAUAUUAUUAUUUUGUCUAUAAAACAGCGGUCUGUAUAUUGUGAUACAGUACUGUUUUAUUAAGGCAAUUCAAAAAAAAUUGUUGAAUUGCCUUGGUUUUGUCAAGACCGCUAAUUACAUUGUGAUUUGCUACUAUGGAUAAUACCGGUAUAGUCUCAAUGUUUGUUUAAUACACUGUCACCAUGACAUUUUACUAAUAAAAAUCGAGUUGAUCCUAGUGAUUUUAACUAUUAUUUAAUUAAAUAAAUAGGUGAUUGAUUGAUUGAUUAAUUUAGUUAUGAUUGAUUCAUAUUUGUUCUUUAACAAAUUUCUUCAUAUCACUUAAUAGAAUGCAGUUUUCCAGUUAAUUUCAGACAAUGUUCAACUCUCGGAAAUAGACAUCUCUCUUUGCGAAACUUAGGCCUAAUUAUACAAUAAGUCUUAAAAUAUGUGUAUAUUUGUAAAUAAACAGAUUUUUUAUUGACGUUCAA